UUGAAAACCAUUGCUCUGGGCCAGAUGUUGUCCUUGUGUAUAUGUGGGACAGCCAUCACCAGCCAGUAUUUGACAGAAAAGUACAAAGUGAACACCCCCAUGCUUCAGAGCUUUAUCAACUAUUGCUUACUGUUCCUAAUUUAUACAAUGAUGCUGGCAUUUCAGUCAGGCAGUGAUAACCUUUUAGACAUCUUGAAAAGGAAAUGGUGGAAGUACAUUCUGCUGGGACUGGCAGAUGUGGAAGCGAAUUACACGAUCGUCAGAGCAUACCAAUACACCACUCUAACCAGUGUCCAGCUUUUGGAUUGCUUUGGGAUUCCUGUGUUGAUGGCUCUCUCGUGGUUUAUUCUUCGUGCAAGAUACAGAGUGAUCCACUUCAUUGCUGUGUUUGUCUGUCUGUUGGGGGUAGGAACCAUGGUUGGUGCAGACAUCUUAGCUGGGAGGGACGACAACUCAGGGAGUGACGUGCUGAUUGGUGACCUCUUGGUCCUGCUUGGAGCUUCCCUCUAUGCCGUUUCUAAUGUGUGUGAAGAAUACAUUGUGAAGAAGCUGAGCAGACAGGAAUUUUUAGGAAUGGUGGGCUUAUUUGGAACAAUUAUCAGUGGCAUACAGCUAUUGAUUGUGGAAUAUAAGGAUAUUGCCAGCAUUCACUGGGACUGGAAAAUUGCCCUGCUAUUUGUGGCAUUUGCUCUCUGUAUGUUUUGCCUAUACAGCUUCAUGCCAUUGGUGAUUAAAGUCACUAGUGCCACCUCUGUCAACUUGGGCAUCCUGACAGCUGAUCUCUACAGCCUUUUCUUUGGACUCUUUCUGUUUGGUUAUAAGUUUUCAGGACUCUACAUCCUGUCCUUUACUGUCAUCAUGCUGGGGUUUAUCCUGUACUGCUCCACCCCGACGCGCACAGCAGAGCCAGCGGAGAGCAAUGUGCCCCCAGUCACCAGCAUUGGAAUUGACAACCUUGGACUGAAGCUUGAGGAGAGUGGUCUCCCAGAGACCCAAUCUGCGGUCUUGUAGCUGGAGAGGAUGGCACACACCUGUGCAGCACCAGGAGAAAGCAGAACCCACCGACUGCUGAGAGACACUUGGGGAAAUUACAAGGCUUGGAAUGAACCCUCUAUAGCACUGGAUUACACUCAGUGGUUAGAUUUUAGAAAGGAACACUGAACAAUGUAUCAAAAAUAGAUAUACCAAAAUAGAGCAGAACCCAAGACCAGGACCUGUUUCUUCUGUGUGUUAAGGACUAAAACCUUUGGGUGAGAGGGAGACAAGGUGUGGGCCCUGCUGCGGGUAUCUCAGAGGUACAUGUGAGAGAGCAGAAUGGGGGAAUACCCAGGAGUGAACCAGCCUUGGGCAGGGUCUGAAAGUAGGCUGUCCAGUCUGGGCCAAGUGCUCAGGAGUAGGGAUGGUCCAGGGCGGUUCUGGAACAGGUUUCCUCUGUUGGAAACUUUGGGGUUUUGUCCUGCUGAGGCAGUUAUCCACAGGCCUUGUGGCCUUUGGGCACAGAUGAGUCCUGGCCACUGACUGCAUAUGGUGGGAAAAUGGGUGGGGCAGCAUUUGAGAGGUUCUGAGAUAAAAGAAUGAAUAAUAUGGAAGCAUGAAACUGGAAUGUAGUAGCCUAGAACCCUCUCUCAAUUGUAGGCUCUCUCUCUUUUUUAAAUAUUUCUCCUCCAUCAUUCCCAGGUCCUCACUGGUCACAUUUGUUCCUUCAUUCCAGGUCCCAGAGCAGACUGUGAUCUUAAAGUCUGUCGGUGAACAUCCCUUCUACAUUUUCAGCUUCACACCAUAUGCCAAGAUUUCUCAAACCUGAGCAAAUAUGUGGAUACCAUCCUUUAACAAAAAUUCUCAUGACUCCCAGAAAUAUUCCCUAUUGAUCUCAUUUUAUUGUUUCAGCUCAGAAAACUAAGUCUUACAGCAAAUUAUCACAGCAAGGAGAAAACUUUAUUUGUAUAACUGGUAAAGAAAAUAGAUUAUCAUCAAAAUGAAAACAUAAAAUGAAUGAUUUUUCAGAGAAUAGUAUGCCCCAGAGCCUAGGAAGCCUUCAUUAGUUGAUAGAGAGCUCUACUCUACUUCCUACCAAAAUGUUUGUAAUGCCAUGAGAUUUUUAUGAUUCUUUUUCAAUGUAAAGUGUUAACAUGCAGCAUCAGUAUAAUAUCAACCACCAAAAUGACACUUUCAGAAAACUUUGUUUGUAAAAAAAAUUUUUUAUAAAAGUAUAAUACAACA
Marmota flaviventris (yellow-bellied marmot) is the source of this 2220-nucleotide messenger RNA. RefSeq names its product solute carrier family 35 member F2 (gene Slc35f2). Gene Ontology annotation, biological process: transmembrane transport. The record is from RefSeq and is a predicted model, not a curated record. Gene Ontology annotation, molecular function: transmembrane transporter activity. Gene Ontology annotation, cellular component: membrane. NCBI's taxonomy places the organism in Eukaryota, Metazoa, Chordata, Mammalia, Rodentia, Sciuridae.